Molecule: messenger RNA, 2227 nt
Organism: Penaeus vannamei (Pacific white shrimp)
Lineage: Eukaryota; Metazoa; Arthropoda; Malacostraca; Decapoda; Penaeidae
Source: RefSeq, a predicted model, not a curated record
GAUUGCUUCAAGGACGAGCCAGUCCCUACUACCCGGGAAUGCCAUCUUAUCCAGGCUGUAAACCUGGGUCUGUCCUUGUUCCUGGGCAGAGUGGGUAUGGGCUUUACCCACAAGCAGGCAUUAAUGGUGGUAGUGUUACCCAACGUACAUGUGAUCCAAUCUUCAUUGCACCCCCUCCAAAGACACAUCGACUGCUUCACUCUGAAGCUUAUAUCAAAUACAUUGAAAAUUUGGAUAAACCUUUUCUAAGCAACUGGGAGAGACAUCUGAUGGCAACUCAAGAGAAUACUGUUAUUAAUGAUUCAGGACGUCUUCCUGCUAACUGGCUGGCGAAUGGUCCAGGAUCCCAUGGCAUGGUUGUUACUGCCUUGUGGGCCCUCAGAGAGUACAUGAUGAAGGACUCCUUAGGUAUUGCGAAGAUUUUGUGACCCGAUACAAGACAUGGAGAUAUGAGAAAGGAGGAGUUUACAAAAUUAAUAUGUGAAAGUAUUGGUACUCAAGCCACCACAUCUUCAGUGGGUGUUCUUCCCAAAGGAUUUUCGUUCACAGUAUCAACUUCAGUAAAUGAACUUGGCUGAAUGUUUUUUCAGUAAUUUUUUAAGUAGCUGUGUAGAUGCUGUCAGUAUCGACUGUAAUUGACUUGGCUGAAUUUUCAGUCUGGCACAUUUUAAGUGGUUGUAAAGAUGCCAUAACAUUGCUAUCAUAUAAGUAAAUGUCAUAAUUGUCUUUUUAUUGUAUGUCAUUUAUUUAUUGGUGCCUAAUGCCAAGUUUGUAUACAGGCAGGUAAAAAUUAUUGUUUUUUUUUUUUUUUUUUUUUUUUACAUUGUACUCUACCCCAAUAUGUAUUUGACUUUAUAUAAGAGUUAUAUUUUUCAUUUGUAUUUUAUGUUUCAUAACAGCAUGCAGCGCUAAUUAUGCACUGUGAUAGUCAGGCCACCUUUUUUUACUUCGGAUGAAAUGUAUAAUUAUUUUUACAUCGGAUGAAAGUAGAGAAAUUCAUUAUUACCUACUUUCUUUACUUCAGUACUAUAAUACAGACUAUUGAUAACAGAAGAUUAAACUUUCAAUACCAUUCUCUUCAGGGAUAGGACUGCAUUGAAAUGAGAUACUUUAUUUGUAAUUUUAUUAUGUUAUUUAGAUCCAGUAAUAUAUUUUGGAUUUGAUCUUUUUAGAUUUUCCUUUUUUAAUUUAAAAAUAAUAAAUAGAUAAUUCAUGUGCUUAUACUAUUUUAUUAAAGAUAUUCAUGUGAUACUCACUUGGAAUAUGGUCCUUAUGAUAAGGGUUAAAUCUAGAUUAAGAGAACAUUUAUGUGCUGAUCUAUUGAGGACAGUUGGUCAAUAUAGAAAUAUACUCAAUAGGAAAUUGGCUAUCACCUUUGGCCAACUUUUUUCUCAUUUGAAUAUUGUACUGUUAUUUCCUUUUUAUUAUUGUUUUUUCUUCUCCAUCAAUUCUUUGUCUUAGUACUCCUCCAUUACAUAAUUUGUAUUACCAUCAAUGGUAUAUUUCCCUAUCCAUAUUUUGUUUCAUAUUAUGAAUGUAUAUAUUUUGAUUUUUUCCCCAGACAGUCUUAUUAAUAGAGGUGCAAAAUAUGCUUUAGAAAAUAUCUAGAAAGUGGGUUGGAAAAAAAUAACGAGUACAAAAUUUUGUAAAUUAUUGCAAGUGCUUUCCGAGCCCAGAUUGUGUAACAUACUGUAAACAUCAAAUAUGCAAUAGAAUAAGGAUUUUAAGGCUAUAAGAUCUAUAGGUAGAAUGUAGGUUUACCAAGUUAACUGUAAUUGUAAUACUCCCACAUUUGGCAUUGCUUUUAACCCAUUCGCGCUGGUAUAUUUUGAAGCCAAAAAUAAAAUAUUCCGUGCGGCUACAAAAUCGGCGGGCGGAGCUUCCCCGGAGUCUGUCCGCCCACUGGCCACGGCCCGCUGCUGCGUCGGAGCGCGAGCCCUGAUAUAGCGUCACACUGGCGGGACGCCUGGCAAUGUUUAUUUUUUCAGGUGUCUCAUAUAUGGGACACCCGUCACUAAUGGGUUAAGGAAGUAGUUUUAGAAGAUAUAUAUAGAGCAUUAUCAGUAAUAUAGUUCUAUAUUUAUGAGAUGUGAAAUGGGUUUUGCACUUGUUCAAUGCAUAAAAGCUGGGACCUCAAUUUUUAGCUCUCCCUGACACGACAGAAUUUAUAUUUCUUUUUUAAAAAUCUCAAUGCAAAAAUGCACAAUAAAACUAUACAUUAUUUACA